Molecule: messenger RNA, 1949 nt
Organism: Hydractinia symbiolongicarpus
Lineage: Eukaryota; Metazoa; Cnidaria; Hydrozoa; Anthoathecata; Hydractiniidae
Product: gamma-aminobutyric acid receptor subunit beta-like
Exons: 7
Coding region: 146-1402 (418 amino acids)
Biological process (GO): signal transduction; nervous system process; chloride transmembrane transport
Cellular component (GO): membrane; neuron projection; synapse
Molecular function (GO): chloride channel activity; extracellular ligand-gated monoatomic ion channel activity; transmembrane signaling receptor activity
Source: RefSeq, a predicted model, not a curated record
GUCAAAGGUGGAGUGGAAGACGGUAUUGUUUGCUUCUUUUACACGCAUAGAUGAUGUAAGCAGAUCACAAAAACUUUGCUUUAUUCUGUUGCAAACUGCAGGAAAACACAUAAAAUCUGCAAAAGCUGCCAGAUACCAAAAAACUAUGAUCGCUAUAUCUUGUGUAUUCGUGUUAGUCUUGCAUGAAAUAUCCGCCAAAGAUUUUCAUUUUAUUGACCAGUUGUUGAAGUAUGGGCGUUAUGAUAAAAGAGUCCGACCGCUAGCAGGGCAACACCCGGUGAAUAUAACGAGUCAAAUUACAAUCACUUCACUGGCUGCAAUUAACGAACAAACAUUCACAUUUAAAGCGGAGUUUUAUUUUCGACACUGGUGGAACGAUCCACGCCUUGUUCAGAACGUGACAUCAGAACCUCUUACCAGUAAUACACCACCUGAAGACUUGCUAUGGACUCCUGGGCUAUCUCUAGUGAACGCACACGAUGUACAAACGAUGGCAACCGCUGUUCGGACUAUCAUAAGCUCGAAUGGAGAUAUAUAUUUGAGCAGAAGAUUUGAAGCUGUUUGUACAUGCACAAUGGAUCUUAAAUACUACCCAAUGGACACUCAAGUAUGUCCUAUCAAAAUCGAGAGCUAUGCUUUUACAAGGAAGGAUAUGAGAUUGUUUUGGCAUGCGACACCUGUUGUAUCUUUAUCUCCUAUCGAGACAUCUGGAUAUACUGUUGAGAAGAUGUACGCCACAAGACAAAAUGCAGGACAAAUGAUAGGAGAUGUCGAUGAAGCAUACGACAAUUUAAUCGUCAAAUUCAAAGUGAAGCGAACUUUUUUAUAUUUUGUUUAUCGUAUCUACAGUCCAACAAUCCUCCUACUGGUGUUCAACCUGGGUUCAUAUUGGAUCCCCGCAUCAGCUGUACCAGCACGUGUUACUUUGAUUGUAACUACGUUUCUAGCGAGUACGUUUAUCCUACAGAGUGUGAGUGAGCAGACAGUGAAGGUUCCGUACACAACACCAAUGCAGUUGUUUUUAUUGGUGAAUAUAGUGUUUAUCGUCUUUGCAAUUGUAGAGUACGUGGUAAUAUUGUAUUUUAUGAUGGAGGAGAAAAAGAAGAAGAGAGAGAAAAAAGAAAGAAAGGCUCUGUUUACCAAAUUAAAACAAAUCAAACCAACCAUAAUGGGUCAAAAUAAGGCAGAGAAAACAAAUCCUGUUAUGGAAGAUAAACCGAAGACAGACCUGAAAGAUGAGGAGGGAACAAAAAGAAGUGUAGACGAUAAAGAGCAAGAAAAGGAGGAGAAUUUCUCUUUCUACAACAAAGUUGAUAUCGGAGCACGUGUAAUUGUGACUUUUUUAUAUGUCGUGUUCUGUUGCACGUAUUUUAUUUAUUAUCUAUAUUUUACUGACCAGUAAACCCGCUUUAAUCAUAUCACGUGUUUUUUGCUUUACAUUUUCCGUCCUAAAUAACUAAAAUUUACUGUUUCCUUACAUUCGCACCAUUUAUGUUGCAGCUUAUCUGCUGCACAACAACAUGCUUAUCAAACUUGUAGUUGUAGUGUGUGGUAGGCCUUAUUUUGUGAUAUCUAACGUUUGGCUUUUUAAUUAAGGGAAUUUAUUUCACGUUUUAAUGGCGACAGUUUUCUUACAGUCACCUUCGCAUUUCGUAAUUUAAACUAUUUUUUCUGUAACUGUUUUAGCUGACAUGGAAUUAACCGAAAAGUCACAUUAACCAUAUACAGAGCAGAUCGAAAGAGUUACUUAAACAUGAGCGCAUUUGAUUUUAACGACACCCUUAACAGAAAAUUAUUAGCAAACAAACAAACAAACAAACAAACAAACAAACAAACAAACAAACAAACAAACAAACAAACAAACAAACAAACAAACAAACAAACAAACAAACAAACAAACAAACAAACAAACAAACAAACAAACGAACAAACAAACAACAACGAUUAAG